Messenger RNA from Varroa destructor (honeybee mite), 2466 nucleotides. Its product is annotated as U3 small nucleolar RNA-associated protein 15 homolog. Gene Ontology annotation, cellular component: nucleolus. Gene Ontology annotation, molecular function: protein binding. Gene Ontology annotation, biological process: positive regulation of transcription by RNA polymerase I; rRNA processing. NCBI's taxonomy places the organism in Eukaryota, Metazoa, Arthropoda, Arachnida, Mesostigmata, Varroidae. The record is from RefSeq and is a predicted model, not a curated record.
GUGACCAUAAGUGUUCUUCUCAUUCGGAAUUUUACGAAAGUGGCAUUUCUCUAUUCGAGUCCGGCACGUAGAAACAAGCCUAUGAGAACUAGAGCGGUUGAGACGGAAGCUUCAGCUGUUACAGAAACUACCAGUAACUAUGUCCGCCUUUAAACCUGUAGAAGCCGAACCAUUGCCAAAAAAGUCCUCAUUUCUUACUCAGGAGCAACUCAAUUGGAAACAAUAUGCGCUUCCGGUAACCGUCAAGGAUUCAGGUCUUAUCCAGCACGUAGAUAUUGCCCCUGAAGAACCAUUCCAAUUCGCUAUCUCUGCAUCGAAUCGCAUCCAGAUAUAUAACCCGGCUAGUAGAGAUGUAACUUGUCGACUAACGAAAUUUAAGUUAAACGCGUUUGGAGCAACUUUUCGGGGGGAUAAUAAAUUGCUUGCUGCUGGUAGUGAUGAAGGCACAGUCAAGCUAUUCGACAUUAAGACAAAAGCACUUCUUCGUACGUUUGUGGGCCACAAACGCCCCACGCGGAGGGUGGCGUUUGCCAAUCAAGGUCGGCACAUUGUCAGCUUCUCGGAUGAUACCACGGUCGGAAUAUGGGACAUUCCCCAACAAACCCAGAUUUUAUCGAUGAAGCAUCAUAAAGACUACGUUCGUUGUGGCAAAAUAGCUCCCGGUUCAACGAAUCUACUCUUAACUGCCAGCUAUGAUCACAGCGCUGCUCUUGUGGACGUCCGAACCGGCGAACCGGCCCUACUUAUCGACCACGGAGCGCCUAUCGAUGCCGUUGAAAUGUUACCCUCAGGAAGCAUAUUCUUCACAGCUGGAGGCAAUCUUAUUAAAGUGUGGGAUGCUGCUUCUGGAAGAAAGCUAACCCAGCUUUGUCAGCACCAUAAAGCCAUUACUUGCCUCAGUGUGUCAUCGUCUGGAGAUAAAUUAUUGAGUGGGUCACUUGACCGUCACGUGAAAAUUUAUGACAUACAAAACUACCAGAUUGUUCACUCAGUUUCAUAUCCAUCACCGAUUCUCUGCAUGGCUAUGGCGCAAGAUGCGUCAGUAUUUGUUGUGGGCUCCGAAACAGGUUUGGUGACGAUACACCGGCGGAAAGACGUUCGAACUUCGAAUAGUGAAACAAGACCGGAAAACGAUUUAAAAAAUGUCCGGAAAGCGAUAUUUGUACCCCAUAGCGAUGAUAUUGUCCUAGACACAAAACAUUUUACACAGGCAAGCAAACUACAAAAUCAGCUAAGGCGAUUCGAGUUUACGACGGCGCUGAAGACUGCAUUCGCACAAGCAACACAAUGCAAUCGGCCGGAAGUUUUCGUAGCCACCUGCGAUGAGAUUGCACGGAGGCGUAUGCUUGACCAGUCUCUAGAAAAGCUCGCCGAAAAACAUCAGAAUGCCAUUCUAGAUUUUAUUUGUAAAUACGUCACACUACCUAGAUAUGAAAAUGUUCUUCUCGACUUGAUUGAAGUAAUGAUUCGGGUCCUCCAGAAAAGACGUGAAUGGGACGAUGUUGUUUGGUUAAAGCUGGAAGAGUUGACGCAUCAAAUUGAUCGAUUACAUUCAAUACAGGACGAGUGCCAGAAGCUAAUCGCCAUGAUCGAGACGAUUAAUACAAAGAAUAGAGAAAGUGUCAUAGUUCAACCGAUGCCACUUGAUUCAGUAUAGUCGACUGUCUAAGUUACUAGGAAAGAGUGUGCAUUGAUAUAAGAAUGACGCUUAUUGUAUAAAUUGAGAGACCUUUUUUGGUUUUGAAUAUCCUGUGAAUAUAGUACUUCGUAGUCGAACAGGUGAUGAAAUGGUAACCGCAGAUGAUGGUUCAUGGAUAAUUGAAAAGAACUGUGCUCAGUAAGCACCGGCAUUGUAAAAAAAAAAACAAUAAAUUGGUGAUUAGUUGCGGCCACGUCAAGAAAAAUUAAAUAAACUAAACAACAUAGAACAAGGUGCGACAUAUUAUUUCGUGUAAUCCGUUGCAAGCAUACUAGAGAGCUUAGCAGAUGCCUAGAGGCAAAUAGAGCAAAGAAAUUGUUCGAAUAUUUAAACCUCUUGAGUGAAAUAUUCUUAGAACAACGUGUAUUGUCUCCGUCCUCUGACAUUACAUUUCAAUAACCUUUUAAGCUACGUUAGUUCGAGUAAAAGUCCAAGUGUGCAUGAUGGUAAUAACAUGUUUGUAACACUGGUAACGGUUUUUUGCUGGCAUCAGCGUUUUUUGCCAGUCUCUGGUACCUGUCGUGCCUUUUCUUCUAGAAUAUCCAACGCAACUACAAUUAGUUUAAGCAGUCACAAGUAAAUCAAAAGUUCGGCGUAGUGCGAAUACACAUUUAAUACGUUAGCUUUUCUCUUUCAUUUACAAUAGGACACAUACAAACUAACGUAAGGUAGUUAAAACGUCUAUGCGGAAAUAAGAAAGGUAGGCGUUCAAAGAUUGCUUUGUUGUAAAUACAGAUUACAAGUUGUGUCAAUGAGUAAAGUAAGAA